This is a messenger RNA of Fusarium proliferatum ET1, 1131 nucleotides long. RefSeq lists its product as uncharacterized. The record is from RefSeq and is a predicted model, not a curated record. The transcript has 3 exons. Bases 1 to 1131 code for a protein of 376 amino acids. Lineage: Eukaryota; Fungi; Ascomycota; Sordariomycetes; Hypocreales; Nectriaceae.
AUGAUUGCCAAGAGUCUUGUUUUCGCUGUGCUAGCGGCUCACGCUGCUGCUGGACCUUGUAAGCCCGAUGGCGUUUCGUCCAACACGCUCUCCGCCAGUACUUCUGAAACAAGCAUCUUGGAUUCAGUGACUACAACCACUUCUGAGCAAGCCACGACCACGACAGAGGCAGCUGCCACUACCACGAGCGCAUCCGUACCCGCUGGAGAGGCCAUUAUCCUUCAGGUCAACCCUCGACGUCGGCUAUCGAAGCGAGAUACGACAUUCGUGGGCAGCAACAACCCGACCGAAUGCACCUUUGCCUCUGUCUUUCACCUCGACGGGGGGAAGCUUUUGGAGAACGGAGUGCCUAUCUAUUAUGCUGGCAGUGGCUAUCAGGAACUUGCUGCCCAGGGCGAACCGCCAGCUGAUUCUGUCACGACGACGUUCUCAAUUACUGGGGGUCGUCUUUCAUGGACGGAUUCGUCGUUUGGAGAGGCUGGUUUCUGCCAGACUGAGUCUAACGGACAGGUGUACAUCACCUUUGGGUCGGAGCCUGUUGGCUGUGAAACUGUGACUCUCACGGCUUACAAAGAGGAACAAUGCCAGAAUGGACAGAUCGUUGGAGUCGAAACGUCCAGCGCCGAGACAACAAUUGCAGCAGAGACGACCGCCUCGUCCGAUGCCUGUCUUGUCGGCAUUGAUGGCUCAAACGGCCAGCCUCCACGAGAGAGCCGUCUUGCUGACUGCUCGAGACUGAACACAGUGACAGUCAGCCCAUACCCCGAAACUUCAACCGUCUUCAAGCGCGAAGUUGCGUUCCGCAUUCCAACAGCCUUCCCGACCUGGCGACCUGCGAUGAACACUCUUGCAGCCCGUGCAGAGGGAGAACCAACUGCCACUACCAUCCAGCCAACUGAGGUCCCUGUUUAUGCUACGUACUGCGACUCUCCUGAGGAAUACUACGCAGCUUGCUCUGAGGCUGGGAUCACUGCGUUCACGACUACUCUUCCAACAACGACUACUUCGACGUCGACCACUGUCAGUGAUUGUCCAGCGAAGCGACUCGUGAGGAGAGCAGGUGAGCAUAUGGGGUAUGAGUUUGAGGAUAAUUGGGAUGCCCAUAUCAUGCCAGGAUAUAAGCUGUUUUAG